AUGUUUAAUUUCAUAUUCAAAUCGUUGCCUUAUUUGAGGUGUGUUGUUGUAUCAACUUCAACACCUCAGAAACUACAUUUUCUUCAACAUUACCCACUAUCUUCAUCAUCCUCAACGCUCGAAUCCAUCCCUCGCACUGCAAAUCAAAACUCAUUCACUAUCGACUACCUCAUAAAAUCAUGUGGUAUAACUCCAGAAAAGGCUCUCGCAGCCUCCGAGUACGUGAACUUGGAAACCCCAGACAAACCAGAUUCUGUUCUUGCAUUCUUCAGCAACCAUGGAUUCACCAAAACCCAGAUCUCACUUCUCAUCCAAAGAUCCCCUCAGGUACUCUCGUCCAACCCCCAAAUAAACUUUUUGCCCAAAAUCCAUUUUUUCCAAUCUAAAGGUGUUUCAACAGAAGACAUUGCCAAAAUACUGACUGCAUUACCAGGUAUUUUGGAAAGAAGUUUGGAAAAUCAUAUAAUCCCAUCAUACAAUGUCUUAAAUAAAUUGCUCGAGUCUGAAGAAAAAACAUUUGCAGCUAUUAAACGUUAUGCUGGGCUUUUGUUGCAUGAUCUUCACAUAUUUAUGGUUCCCAAUAUUGAAGCUCUGAGAGAAUUAGGUGUGCCCGAAUCGAAUAUUGUGGCUCUCUUGACGGGUCAUCCUAAAGCUAUCAUGACUAGUACUGAUAGGUUUAAGGAGAUUGUGGAGGAACUAAAGAAAAUGGGUUUUAACCCUCAGAGCACGAAGUUUACUCUAGCAAUUAAGGCAAUGAGGACAAUGGGUAAAUCAACUUGGGAAAAGAAGGUAGAGGUUUAUAAGAAGUGGGGUUUGUCUGAAGAGGAGAUUUUGGUGGCUUUUCAGAAGCAGCCAUGGUGUAUGACGCCAUCGGAGGAUAAGAUUAUGGGGAUAAUGGAUUUUUUUGUCAAUACUAUGGGUUGGGAGUCUUCAAUUGUUGUGAAGAGUCCAUGGCUUGUUCUCCUGAGCUUGGAGAGUAGGAUCAUUCCAAGGUGUUCUGUUUAUCAAAUUCUGUUGUCGAAAGGUCUGCUUAAGGAGAAAAUUAGCUUGACUCGGAUGUUGGAGUCUCCUGAAAGUCGCUUCCUAAAGAAGUAUGUGCAAAAAUAUGAGGAAGAAGCUCCUGAGCUUUUGGAGUUAUACGAGGAGAAGUUGAAUCUUUCAAAGUAA
Messenger RNA from Cornus florida, 1167 nucleotides. RefSeq lists its product as uncharacterized. The transcript has a single exon. Gene Ontology annotation, cellular component: chloroplast. Bases 1 to 1167 code for a protein of 388 amino acids. Gene Ontology annotation, biological process: chloroplast organization; regulation of DNA-templated transcription. The record is from RefSeq and is a predicted model, not a curated record. Lineage: Eukaryota; Viridiplantae; Streptophyta; Magnoliopsida; Cornales; Cornaceae. Gene Ontology annotation, molecular function: double-stranded DNA binding.